UCUUCAUGAAGAAUCCCAAUCCCAUUCCUGCAUUGAAUUUACUUUGAAGUGAUAUGGGAAGCAGAGACGACAAUGGCCCUAACCUAUCUCGUGGACAUCUCUAAUUCAAAAUGAAGCAGAAAUGAAGAAGAUAGUAAUAAGAGGGUAGCUUCAUGAAUCUAAUCUAACAAAUCACAACAACCAUGAGAGUCAUCAACAAUCUCAAAAGUCAAAAAACAAUCCCUCAUUAUUCAGAAAGGCACCAGUUGGAUCACCCACCCAAUCUGUCCAGUCUUCAUCUCUUUCUUCUACUUCCAACUUUAUAUAUUGUAAAAUUCAUAAACACAGAGCACAGAUCAAAUCAAUUAACAAAGAAAUCGAUGGAAAUUAGAAGCGCGAUGGCGAAAAUGAUAGUACUACUGGCCGUAGUAGGUUGCGCAACCAUGGGAAUGGCUCAAAAUCAAGACACAUCGUGUGUGAAUAGGUUAAUUCCAUGUUUAAAUUACCUAAACGGAACUGGAGAUCCGCCGGAAAGUUGCUGUAAUCCUCUGAGAUCGAUCAUCGAUUCGAAUCCUGAUUGCCUUUGUGGUUUAAUUAGCAGAGAAGGAAGCAAUCGAGCAGAGGCGGCCGGCAUCGAUAUCAAUCAGGCCCAACUCUUGCCCGCUCGAUGUGGGGAACAUGUUAAUCCUCUCUCUUGCCUCACCGCUAAUAACGCCGGCUUGCCCUCCAUGUCUUCAACUCUUCAAGUAAUUACACUUGCAACUUCCACCAUGCUUAUCAUGCCUUCAAUUCUUCAUUUUUAGGUUUUGUUUGUACCCAUUUAUCCAUUAUGCCUCUCUCCCUUAUUAAUAUAAUGUAAUCUUUUGCUUUAAAGGCUAAAAAAUGAAAUUUUAUCUUUUCGUAUUCAAUGUAUCAUCAUGAUUCACAUGACUAUGAAUAAUUUUUUUUUAAGGACCCAUUGCAACUUUAUUAGAAAGUAAAUUGAAAAUUUGGAGCG
Molecule: messenger RNA, 976 nt
Organism: Benincasa hispida (wax gourd)
Lineage: Eukaryota; Viridiplantae; Streptophyta; Magnoliopsida; Cucurbitales; Cucurbitaceae
Product: Bifunctional inhibitor/lipid-transfer protein/seed storage 2S albumin superfamily protein
Biological process (GO): lipid transport
Molecular function (GO): lipid binding
Source: RefSeq, a predicted model, not a curated record